AGAACGUAGCUUUUCUCUCUCUCUCUCUCUCUCUUAGAAGUGGGCAGUAUCCACACCGCCUGCCAGAAACAGCUAAUUAUGUACAUCGGCACUGGUUGCUUAGCAACAACCACCAAACGAAACAGUCCGAAGAGUGAAAACGAGCUUCGGUGAUGGGAUAUCGAUCAGUGACUUUUUGAACUUCCCUCUGCUCUGCAAACAUCACCACUCGUCGUUGUGAGGAAUAUACUAACAUUGCAGGUACUUCAAUUCAAAUAAACUUUGUCCAUGUAUUAAUUUCCUGUCUGUUUCUUUUUUUCUGUUUUAGUUUCUUUAUUACAUUCUUCCUAGCGAACCAUGGCGAUUGCGCUGGCCGAAGUGGACAAGUAUGAUGUACUAGAAAGGAUAGGAUGCGGCUCAUUUGGGGUCAUCCGCAAAGUUAGGCGCAAGGCCGAUGGCUACAUCCUUUGCCGCAAGGAAAUUAACUAUGUCAAAAUGUCGCAAAAGGAGCGCGAGCAGCUUACGACCGAGUUCAAUAUCCUCAGUUCUCUUCGACACCCCAAUAUUGUCGCAUACUAUCACAGAGAGCAUCUGAAGGCUUCCCAGGACCUUUACCUCUACAUGGAGUACUGUGGUGGUGGAGACCUUGGAAUGGUUAUCAAGAACUUGAAGGCGACGGGUAAAUAUGCAGAAGAGGAGUUCGUUUGGCGGAUAUUUUCUCAGCUUGUUACCGCGUUGUAUCGGUGUCACUACGGCGUGGACCCGCCGGAAGCUGGAUCCAAUGUGCUGGGGCCACCACCGAAUAAUAAACCUUCCGGCUUGAAAGGAAAACAGGCGCAGAUGAUGAUCCUACAUCGCGAUCUGAAACCGGAAAAUAUUUUCCUCGGGGCGGAUCAGUCUGUCAAGUUGGGCGAUUUUGGGCUAUCGAAACAAAUGAGAUCCCACGAUUUCGCUUCAACCUACGUUGGCACUCCCUUUUAUAUGUCCCCAGAAAUAUGUGCUGCCGAAAAAUAUACUCUCCACUCUGAUAUCUGGGCGGUCGGUUGCAUCAUGUAUGAACUAUGCCAGAAGGAGCCUCCUUUCAAUGCCCGGACUCAUAUCCAACUCAUCCAGAAAAUUCGCGAGGGGAAAUUUGCGCCUCUACCGGAUAUGUACUCUUCUGAGCUCAAAAGCGUGGUUGCGAGUUGCCUAAGAGUCAACCCGGACCACCGGCCGGACACCGCUGCCCUGCUAAACAUGCCAGUAAUUCGCCUCAUGCGGAAGGAAAAAGAAGUCGUGGACUUGGGUAUCUCAUUGCGUAAACGGGAGGAAAGUGUAUCGCAGCGGUUGAAGGAAGUCGAACUUAACUACGCACGUCUAGAGAAGGAGAAAGCAACUAUGAAAAUGGAGAUCGAAAAUAAGGUUCGCCGCGAGUGGGAAGUGAAAGCGAGGCUCGAGAUUGAUCGACAGGUUCAAAUGGAGCUCGAGAGGCUUCGGAAACGAUUUGACAUGGAGGUCCAAGAAAGAGUUGCUACAGAGCUGCAGAAGCACAGAAAGAGUGCCUCCCCAGCCAUUGAUGAAGGUGAAACUACGUCGUCUGCGGAGCACUCUUGUCAGUCAUCUAUUGGAACCGGGACUGCAGACGAUGACUUCCCUUCCUCCACGGAUCUCAGUGAGCUGUCAAUUGACUCCCCAACAUCUGAGAGCAGUAAACUACUGAAGAAAGCUGGCCGGACGCCAUUCAGCCGCUCAAAAACUACCUUCGAGUCCCCCCAUGAUAUACAAAUGGCUGAACCGUCUCCAAUGUCUAUAGCUUCAUUGUCCCUUUCCCCGCGCCGCACUACAGGAAAUGGGAACUCCAGAAAUAUAUUUGCGGAAGGUGCAAGGUCAAAUCCCAAAUUGGAACCAUGUUUAGCAUAUAACUCGGAUGACGAAGAUGAUAUUCCCGAUGUGCCUUCUCCCACCCGGCCGAGAGUGAGACCGGACCCAAUAAAGGCCCCUGUAAGGCCCUUGCUCCGGCAAAAUACAACUGCCAUGAUGCAGAAACUGAGCACGCAACCUAGCCUGUUCCCCUCUAAAGGUUCGGGUCUACCCCACCUUACCACUACUGUAUCACACAACGAUCUUAGACACGCUGCUGCUUCAGAGGCAAAAGUGAAAUCCCCCCGUCGCCUAACGAAGAUCCCCUCAUCCGCAAAUCUUGCUGGAGAGGGCGGAUCUCCCCGCAGGGCAGGGAGCAAACCGCCGACCUUCAAAGGAAACGCUGGCGGCGAGGAGAUGUUCAAAGCCGUUCUGCAGCGGAACAUGGGCGGUCGGACACUUGUCGAGCUUGCCCAGGCCAGAGCAGGUGGCAGGCCAGUUGAAGACACGAAGCGAAAUUCUAGCGAGUCCAGGAUUCCGACAACGGGAUUUUCUCCUCAUACACAUGUUUUUGACGCCAUGAAGACCGCUGAAAGAGACCCUCCAGCAACAUGGGAUCCGGAGCGAGAUGAGAUGCCCAGCCCAUUUUUGGCUAGGGGGGCCAAAGUUAUUCGAAACCUUAGAUAGGAAUUCGGUGUUAUAUCCGUGUUUGAGCGUCGCAUCAUAAUCGUCAUUUGUAGGGUCCGCAGUUGGUGUCUGUGCGGCGUUAUCCUUUGUGUCCAAAGCUUGUUAUUACAUGUCAGGGGAGCAGUGUGCUUUGGUAUUUUGGAGAGGCGUGUCUCGCCGCCUGCACGACGAGCCGUCUCGAAUUCUUUCCUUCACCAUAUUUCCUUUGUCAGGAGGCCAUGUCUACAUGAGUUUGUUUUUUAGGUGCCUGGCGUUUCCCUGGUCGGAUUUCUCCUUGUUUACCUUUUCCUCGCUCUUUUUCUCUCCUUCUCCCUCUCUCUUUUUCUCUCGAGACGGCGCAAGGAGUUUUUAUCAGCUGGCUGCAUUCCACGGCGUUGGAAGUGCCUUUCGCAAUUUAGCCACCGCUGUUCGGUAGCUUAUCAGGGUUCUCAGGGGAAGCUACCUGUUUGCAAUGCGAUAGGCUCCGGAAACGGCCUUUAUUUACCCCUUUAUUACCGAUGCUAUUGCAUGUUAUCUUAAAACGGCGUCGCUUUUUCGUACCUCAGAGCCGUCUGGAAAAAUACUUGUUGUUUACCCUCAGUUCCCCCCCUACUCAUUCCUAUUUGAUUUUAUUCUAUACUUGCACCACAUAACUGGCAUGGCGAGGCUGUUUACUACUUAGCUUUUACUUUUCUUUUUCUAGGUUUCCCUAUUUUUUUUAAAUGUAUAGCGCUUUUUCAUUUCAUUCCAUUUCGCUUUUCUUCUCUCUUCAUUCCCAUUUUAUCAAAAUAACUAUGAUAUCUAGUCCUUUUAUACACUGUGUGCACCUUUUCCUUCCCUACCCUUUCGUUCCUCGCUUUCAGAGUCAUUUUCUCGUUUUCCCUGAUUGGUAGCAAUCGAUUAUCUUCUCUCAUCGCUCAGUCCUCUUAUUCACACCUUACUUUCCAUUACGGAUGUACUAAACCCUUUUUACCCAUUGUCAUUUGUCCUUGGGCUCAUGACUUUUGACUCAUACCUGACUGACUGACUAUCUUUGCCUACCUCACCUUAAUGUUAGGGGUAUGCCAUACAAUGUCCGCGGGUUCAAACCAAACGCCGAUUGACUGGAAGCGGUGGAAGACUCUGUCUGGCUUUUUUUGUUUGCUACAUAGCUUUCCAUUUAUUUAUUUUUUGUCUCGAGUGGAAAAUAAAAUUAUCUGGCAGCGCAGCGUGGUCCAUACUGAUGUGAUCGGUGCAGACCUCCCUCACCAAAACUUGGUAUAGGUACGGCACGACGUGGAGAAGAGAGAGGUUACCCUUAGCAUUGUACAGAUAGCCCUCCAGGGAAUAAAAAAAAAAAAAAAAAGCACAUCGGCUGAUAUAACCAAACUGCCGUACACUACACUCGUGUUGAAAUACCUGUUGAAAUACGCGUUGGACAUCCACCCAUCCCGCAUGCCAUUGCCGGCGCAACUAGCACCUUCAUAUAAACCCCCAAGCGAAACUCAGUUAACGGCAUGCAUGCGGGCAACGGAAACUCAACCUCAAGCGGAAGAAGUUUUUUU
Messenger RNA from Blastomyces dermatitidis ER-3, 4028 nucleotides. RefSeq names its product NEK protein kinase. The transcript is spliced from 4 exons. Gene Ontology annotation, molecular function: protein kinase activity; ATP binding. The record is from RefSeq and is a predicted model, not a curated record. Gene Ontology annotation, biological process: protein phosphorylation; chromosome segregation. The coding region runs from base 337 to 2505 and encodes 722 amino acids. Lineage: Eukaryota; Fungi; Ascomycota; Eurotiomycetes; Onygenales; Ajellomycetaceae. Gene Ontology annotation, cellular component: nucleus; cytoplasm; centrosome.